AUGCCGUCCUGGUCUGGACGUAAUCCACCGAUCCCUCCGAUCUCGAGCCCUGGCUUCGCUGCCCUUACCUCAGACCCUCCCUCGGUCCCUGCCUCGGAUCACUCUCGAAGACGCCCGUCACAAACUCACGAUGCUCCAAAUAUGGCUCCGCUGAGUACGAGCUUGCCCACGGGCCCGCAGCGACGCGGACACCACCGCUCGAUCAGUCACCCGUUCACCUCUCCAUUCACCGGAAUAGGGAAGAAGCGUGAGAAGGCAGGACCUAAGUACAAUGCGUGGGACUCUGAUUCUGAUUCCGACGACGUCACAUAUGCUGCGCAGCCUACCUCAUCGAGCCCUCGGAAAGAACCAAAAGGUGGACACGGCAAUGAAAUGACAGAGGGGAAAUGCCAGACGUGUAACUCGACCGUGCGAUGGCCACAGAACUCGAAAGUGUUUCGCUGCACCUCUUGCUUGAUGGUCACCGAUCUUGAAGUCGAGCCACCCAAAGAAGUAAAGAGUCCAGAAGGCCCUGAACAUGAAGAUCGAGCAAAAGGGGCUCGGAUUCGGGACCCCGCUGAGCAGGACUCAUCAGUAAUCUCGCCCCAUGAAACAAAGCCAGAUAUUGUUUUGACGGCCAACAAUGUUAGACGCAUGAUUGAUGGAUGUCUCUCCAUAUAUUUCGAUAGACUCCUGGAAGAGUCGAAAUCGCAGCUUUCGCCGGACGAAAGACACGCCGGUCGAUGCCGUGGCCCAAAGAUGGAAAGUCUUUUAUCCCCUCCUGCACACAGUCCUGGCUCGAGCCACCUCUCAGUUCCACGGCCCCCUCACCAUCGCAGCGUGUCUGCAUCAAGUGAGCGGGAACGCCCCAUUUCCACGAAGGGCAGUCCUGCUUGCUCGAAACCGCAGACAGCUCAAUGGGAGGCUAAAGAUACACCUGUCCGAACUCGUGCCAAUUCGGAUUUACAGUCGGAUCCAAAGACAGACCACCAUCCUCGGGAACCCGCACGGCCUACGGACUUGGAAAAUAAGAAUGGCGAGCACCAGGCGUCGAUCUUCAAGCGACUGGAAAAUUACAUCAUCGCUGCUUUCAAAGGCACCAGUGUUCUCAAUGCAUCUUUCUCUACCUACCAGCCAUCGAUUCGGUCUACUAGCAGUGGUAACCCUCCCAGGAUGAACAUGGAUCCGGCUUCAAUGCCAGAGCAAGGAAAUGACUUGCAUGUGUUUGAGCCUGAUGCGAAAACGCUACUUCUAGGAGACUUGGCUGAGAACUCGUCUUGGUGGAUGACCGAGUGGGCCCAGAGGGAGGGACAGGUUCCUGCUUCUGGCAAGGACAAGUCCUCACACCGGUCUCGCUUGGUAUCAUCCAGAAGCCCUCGAAUCAACUGGGCCGAAGUUGCUCAAUGGUACCAGCUGGUUCUGACUGCAGGUAGCUCUUGGUCUCAGAAAUGGGCUGCCAAGAAGCCUAACCCUGAACGCUCGGAGACCGACUUGAUUCGCAGCCGCAGAUGGGAAUCAAUCGAUUUAUCGCUGUUGGAAAAAGAGAUAUACGAGUCCCGUGUACAUCUUCAGCGCACGUUGAUGAAAGCCGUUGAAAAUCUUUUGAAGCGUCCAAGACGUGUUCUGAAGAAGCCAGAAGACACCAGAUUCCUGUUCAUAUUAUUGGCGAACCCUCUUUUGACAUCACCUACUGCUUUUACUCAAGCCUUGCCAGCACAAGCACCUCACCGUGAUGAGCGGCGUCCAUCCAACCCGAAAGACAGCCCACGGUCAACAGCCAAGGAUGGCAAGACUCCUAGGAAAGAUCCUUCCCCUCCGCUCCCUCGUUACAGCAGCUCAAACCAUCACCACGGGAUUACCAAGCGUAUCCUGGGCCUGAUGUCUAAUUUACCCAAUGAAAGCCAUCAUUACUUCGUGUCCUGGUUUUCUCGGUUCUCGCACGGUCAAUUUGAACGACUGGUGAACCUGGUGGGUGGGUUUAUUACCUAUCGGUUGACUCGCCAGCACGGCCGCAAACGCAGCCAGCCGACCAAAGAUGGGGAUGACUUGAUUCCCAGUUUUGCCAGUGCCUCGGGUAACACCCCUGCUGAGUUACAUGCGGCUAUCAAUCGACGAGGGCAAAAGCAACCUCCCAAGAAAAAGGAAGAGCCCAUGGUGUACACGGAAGACUGGCAGAUUCGAGGAGCGGCAAGAGUGAUGUCUCUGCUCUUUGCGGCAAACAACACUCACGCCUCACGCAAGCCGGAAGAUGCUGCGGUCGAACCGCGAGGGCUGCGCCAUGCUGACUCCGCUGUGACCCAAUCAGCACGGCACCAGGGGUACAUGGUCCCUAUCAGUUCAUUCUACAACACCUUGCUGGACUAUUCGGAUCUACUAGCUGACUUCGAGACGUGGGAGUCGCGAGGCACGAAGUUUUCGUUUUGCCAGUAUCCAUUCCUGCUCAGCAUUUGGGCAAAGAUUCAUAUUCUCGAGCAUGAUGCUCGUCGUCAGAUGGAGGUCAAAGCCCGCGAGGCGUUCUUUAGCAGCAUUUUGAACCAUCGUGCCGUCAGUCAGUAUCUCGUGCUGAAAGUGCGGCGUGAAUGCUUGGUUGAAGAUAGUCUUCGAAGCGUGAGCGAGGUCGUCGGUACUGGGCAAGAAGAGAUCAAGAAGGGCCUUCGCAUCGAGUUCAUCGGAGAAGAGGGGAUUGAUGCCGGUGGAUUGCGUAAGGAGUGGUUCCUCUUGCUCGUCCGAGAGGUCUUCGAUCCGCAUCAUGGGCUCUUUAUCUAUGACGAUGACUCGCAGUACUGCUACUUCAACCCCCAUUGCUUCGAGUCAUCCGAGCAGUUCUUCCUGGUUGGAGUAUUGCUUGGCCUUGCCAUCUACAACUCCACUAUUCUCGACAUUGAUCUGCCACCUUUUGCUUUCAAGAAGCUGCUGGCGGCAGCACCGCAGACCACCGGACCACAGUCGACCAACUCUUGCCGUCCAAGGUUCAAGUGCACUCUCGAGGAUCUCGCGGAGUAUCGCCCGGCUCUCGCUAAAGGGCUUCGAAUGCUACUUGAUUACGACGGCGAUGUUGCCGAAACCUUUUGCUAUGACUUUGUUGCCCAAGUCGACCGCUACGGAGAAGUUGUGAACGUUCCGCUUUGCGCCGAUGGUGAGAAGCGUCCGGUGACCAAUUCAAAUCGACGCGAAUUUGUGGACCUGUAUGUUCACUAUUUCCUCGAAUCAUCCGUUACUCGACAGUUUGAACCGUUCAAACGGGGCUUCUUUACGGUCUGUGGAGGCAAUGCGCUGUCACUAUUCCGACCCGAGGAAAUUGAACUACUCAUUCGCGGCUCGGAUGAAGCAUUAGACGUGACAUCUUUGCGUGCCGUAGCUACCUACGAUAAUUGGUCUUCUCCUCGGCCCGAAUCACUCCCCGUGGUACAAUGGUUUUGGGAUUUCUUUGAAACGUCUCCGCCUCAGGCCCAGCGGAAAAUUCUUUCAUUCAUCACCGGCAGUGAUCGGAUCCCCGCAAUGGGAGCCACAAGCCUUUCGAUACGGCUGGCCUGUCUCGGAGAUGAUUGCACGCGAUACCCGAUCGCGCGAACAUGUUUCAACACACUGGGCCUGUACCGUUAUGGCUCGCAAGUAAAGUUCCAACAGCUGUUAUGGGAUGCAGUUGUGAAUAGUGAAGGCUUUGGCCUGAAAUGA
This is a messenger RNA of Penicillium cinerascens, 3654 nucleotides long. RefSeq names its product HECT-type E3 ubiquitin-protein ligase. Gene Ontology annotation, biological process: protein polyubiquitination. Lineage: Eukaryota; Fungi; Ascomycota; Eurotiomycetes; Eurotiales; Aspergillaceae. The coding region runs from base 1 to 3654 and encodes 1217 amino acids. The record is from RefSeq and is a predicted model, not a curated record. Gene Ontology annotation, molecular function: ubiquitin protein ligase activity. The transcript has 3 exons.